GAGAUAACUCUUGAAAAAAGAAAAAAUAUUUCUAGGGUUCUUGAGAGGGCAAGAUCGAAUCGAUCGAUUCGAUCGAUCCAUCCUAUCCAAUGACGAGGUAUCUCAGUAUGCGCGGCUACGACCGGCUCAUGAGCUUCAAGAGCCUCGUCCAAAGCGGCAGCUCCAAGGAUCUCCCGGAGGCGCAAGAGCGCGUGCUGGAGCUCUAUCGCCGAUCGGUUCGAUCAGUGCCCUUCAUCGUGGAGUGCUUCAACAUCGAGGGCGUGGCGACGCCCGCGCAGCUGCGCUCCAGGAUCAUGAAGGAAUUCCGGAAGAAGACGGAUAUUACCAAUCCCAGGGCUCUAGAUCUUCUCGUUGUCAAGGGGCUGGAGGAAUUGAUGAUGUUUCUCACGCAAACCAAGCAGCGACAUCAUCUCAUCGCGCAGUAUGUCCAGGAGGAAUCCUUCGACCCGCGGAAGCUGGGAAUCAUCGACCGGGGUGAGUCGGAGUUCUUGAAGAAGUUCUUAGAAGGCAACGCUUGAGAGGGAGCAAAGCUCUACCGCCAAGAACACAAAAGUGCCAGGAAAUAAGUUUUUCCUCACCAUCUUCUUGUUGUCUGCCUGUAAUCUUCUCUUCUCUUCUCUUCUUCGCGCUGUUCCAGAGAAUCAAAGCUCUUGUAAACGUUUUGGGGGCUUCUUCGAUUUGGAAGGUUGGUUUCUACGUUUGCGCACUAACAUCGAGAGGAUUUGCUCA
This is a messenger RNA of Selaginella moellendorffii, 729 nucleotides long. RefSeq names its product NADH dehydrogenase [ubiquinone] 1 alpha subcomplex subunit 6. NCBI's taxonomy places the organism in Eukaryota, Viridiplantae, Streptophyta, Lycopodiopsida, Selaginellales, Selaginellaceae. The transcript is spliced from 2 exons. Gene Ontology annotation, biological process: response to oxidative stress. The record is from RefSeq and is a predicted model, not a curated record. Bases 90 to 518 code for a protein of 142 amino acids.